Messenger RNA from Sorex araneus (European shrew), 1352 nucleotides. RefSeq names its product retention in endoplasmic reticulum sorting receptor 1 (gene RER1). Gene Ontology annotation, cellular component: Golgi membrane. The coding region runs from base 164 to 754 and encodes 196 amino acids. NCBI's taxonomy places the organism in Eukaryota, Metazoa, Chordata, Mammalia, Eulipotyphla, Soricidae. Gene Ontology annotation, biological process: retrograde vesicle-mediated transport, Golgi to endoplasmic reticulum; protein retention in ER lumen. The record is from RefSeq and is a predicted model, not a curated record. The transcript is spliced from 7 exons.
CCGCCGGCCAUCUUGGGCGCCCGGAGGCGGCGCCGCGCAGGACGGAGCGGAAGUGCCGUGUGCAGCUUCGCGACGAGCCGAGCCCGGCGCGGCAGCUUGUCCGCGUCCUGCUGCCCGCGGCCUCGAGCCCGCGCUGGGCCGCAGCGGAGCCGCCAGGUGCAGAAUGUCGGAGGGGGACAGUGUCGGCGACUCGGUGCACGGGAAGCCCUCGGUGGUGUACAGGUUCUUCACGAGGCUCGGACAGAUCUAUCAGUCCUGGCUGGACAAGUCGACACCUUACACAGCCGUGCGAUGGGUGGUCACGCUGGGCCUCAGCUUCGUCUACAUGAUCCGGGUCUACCUGCUGCAGGGCUGGUACAUUGUCACCUACGCUCUGGGCAUUUACCACCUCAACCUCUUCAUUGCAUUCCUGUCCCCCAAGGUGGACCCGUCCUUGAUGGAGGACUCAGACGAAGGCCCGUCCCUUCCCACCCGGCAGAAUGAGGAGUUCCGGCCCUUCAUCCGGAGGCUCCCCGAGUUUAAGUUCUGGCACGCGGCGACCAAGGGCAUCCUGGUGGCCAUGGCCUGCACCUUCUUCGAGGCCUUCAAUGUGCCGGUGUUCUGGCCCAUCCUGGUGAUGUACUUCAUCAUGCUUUUCUGCAUCACCAUGAAGAGGCAGAUCAAGCAUAUGAUCAAGUACCGGUACAUCCCGUUCACGCACGGCAAGAGGACGUACAGGGGCAAGGAGGACGUGGGCAAGGCGUUCGCCAGCUAGACAAGGCACCGGGGCCCUGGACACGACCUUUCUCUCCACUAAAGUAGUUGAUUAGGAGGGAGUCGGAUUUUCUCUUUACGAAGGAGCUUCGAUUAUUUGUAACUGAAAUAGCAGGUCCUUGAAGAAACUGGCCUCUAGAUGGAAUCACAUUUAUUCUCAGUGACGCUCAGGCUCAGCAGGCGGGGUGGGCAGGUGGGGGCUGGGGAAGGCAGUGAGCCCGCGGGAAAGAGUCGGGCAGUGCCCACCCGGCCACCAGCCGCCUGCUGGAGGACCCCACCGGAAAGCGUGCUCAUGAUGUGGACAGCCACUGUUGGAAGGACUCAAACUCCACCACCACAAUUGCUGAGGGCCUGGGAUUAUAAAUACAUACUAUAUUUUAAUUGACGUGGUUCGACACGUUUCUUUGACCCAUGCAGAGGUUGCUUUUGAGCAGUUUGCUCCUGUCUCGUGUCCCAGCCUUCUGUAGGACACGGGCUGGUCUCAGCUCCCUGGAGAUGUGAUGCUGGCCUGCAUGCCAACUUUUUGAUAAAAUGAAAUUCUUUCCAGCAUUUAACUCAGUGACUUUUCAAUUCCACCCUGAUUAAAGAAUAUCCCAGUC